This is a messenger RNA of Lagopus leucura (white-tailed ptarmigan), 3349 nucleotides long. RefSeq names its product tight junction protein 3 (gene TJP3). Gene Ontology annotation, biological process: positive regulation of blood-brain barrier permeability; establishment of endothelial intestinal barrier; cell-cell junction organization. Bases 23 to 3133 code for a protein of 1036 amino acids. NCBI's taxonomy places the organism in Eukaryota, Metazoa, Chordata, Aves, Galliformes, Phasianidae. Gene Ontology annotation, molecular function: cell adhesion molecule binding. The transcript is spliced from 21 exons. The record is from RefSeq and is a predicted model, not a curated record. Gene Ontology annotation, cellular component: bicellular tight junction; plasma membrane.
GCACUCGGACGGGGACGUCGCCAUGUCCCCAACCCCGGGGUGGCCGCUGGUGGCGGGGGGAUUCCGGAGGAAUUGGUCCCCCCGCGAUGCCCUGGCACGGGGCCUCGGCCCGCUGCAGCCCCACGGGAACCAAACGCAGACUGCUGGAGCCGGGAGCUGCUGCGUGGAGCUGAUCUCGGUGGCUGGAAUCCCACCCGGCGGCAGGAGGAAGGGCCCCGGGCCCGUAGCGAGGCAGCGUCUGGCCCACAAAGGGUUACGCAAGGCAGCACCCAGGAGUGUCACCGCUGCCACCAGCCCUGGCGCUCAGCUCCUUCCUGGUCACAUUCAGCCGCGGGGGACGAGCCACAACACGGUGGCUGCCAUGGAGGAGAUGCUGAUCUGGGAGCAGCACACGGUGACGCUGAGCAAGGACCCUCAUCGGGGCUUCGGUUUUGCCGUUUCGGGUGGCCGGGACCAUCCCAACAAGGUGACUGGGGACACGGCGGUCAUUGUCUCAGAUGUGGUGUCCAGGGGACCGGCGUUUGGCCAGCUUCAGAGGAGGGAUCAAAUCGUGAUGGUGAACGGCCUUUCCAUGGAGAAUGUCUCAUCCUCCUUCGCCAUCCAGACAAUUAAGUCCUGCGGCAAGAUCGCCAACAUUACACUGAAAAGACAAAAGAAAAUCCACCUCCCCGCGAGCAAAAGCAGCCCCGCAUCCCCUGCUGUGACCCGGCGCUACGACUCAGACGAGGACUACGACCCUCGUGGUGGGGAUCCGGCCCUGCGCAGCGCCAGCCAGCACCGCUCCCGAGAUGACCUGGACCACAACCAGGGCUACGACGGGGACUCGUCCAGCGACAGGAGCUCUGGUCAUCACCAGGACGACCGCCGCCACUGCAAGUCGUCCCGCAGCCGGAGGCGAAGCCAGGACAGCAGCCACUGGAGGCGGAGCCCCGACAGCGGCUCGGAGCACAGGGGUUACAGCCGGCACCGCUCCGCCAACGGCUUCGGCCCCGAAGGGGGCACCAACGGGCUGGCACUGGUGUCGGGGUUCAAACGGUUGCCGCGCCAGGAUGUGCCGACGAAACCCAUCACAUCAGUGCUGGUGAAGAAGAAGGAGGAUGAAGAGUACGGCCUGAAGCUGGGCAGCCAGCUCUUCAUCAAACACAUAGUGGAGAGCGGGCUGGCGGCGAGGCGCAGCUCCUUGCAGGAGGGAGACCUCAUCCUGAAGAUCAACGGGGUGGCCAGCAAGGACAUGUCCCUGGCUGACACCCAGCGGCUCAUUGAGCAGACGGAGGGGAUCCUGACCCUGCUCGUCCUCCGGGACCACCGGCAGUUCCUGAUCAACAUCCCCAACAUGGAAGACUACCAGAGCGACAGCUCCCGGAUGGACGAUAUCUCCGACAUCGACUCUGACCUGUCCCACCCACCAUCCCCUAAGACCUCCCCACAACUUCCAGCUGCUGCCAGGAUGAAUUCACCAGGAGAGAGGAGACGAUCAAGCAGGAGUUCUGCAACCAACACAAACAUGGACGAUGCCCUGGGCCGUGACAUGCUGGAAGCUGUGGAACAGGAUGGCCACCACAGCCCCCGCAGCAGACCCAGUGCCCAAGCUGACCCCAGGGAUGGGUACAGUCCUGACUCCAGAGUUGUGCAGUUUGUGAAGGCCAGGAGCGUGGGGCUGCAGCUGGCUGGUGGGAACAAUGUGGGCAUCUUCGUGUCGAGCGUGCAGGAGGGGAGCCCAGCCGACAGCCAGGACAUCGAGGAAGGGGACCAGAUCCUGCAGGUGAACAGCACCAGUUUCCAGAACCUGACCCGUGAGGAGGCAGUGCAGUGCCUCAUGAAGAUCCCGCCGGGUGAGGACGUCACUUUGUGGAUCCAGAGCAAGCAGGACAUUUACAGGAAGAUGAUCUCCUCCAACAUGCGCGAUUCCUUCUACAUCCGGACGCAUUUUGACUAUGAGAAGGACACGCCGUCGGGGCUCAGCUUUGCCCGUGGGGACGUCUUCCAUGUGCUGGACACCAUGUACCGCGGCAGGCUGGGGCACUGGCUGGCUGUGCGCAUGGGCAGGGACCUGCAGGAGCAGGAAAAGGGCAUCAUCCCCAACCAGAGCAGGGCCGAGCAGUUUGCCAGCCUGGAGUCCGUGCAGAAAGGCACACCUGGCACCAACCCGCUGGGGGCACGGGCUGAGUUUUGGAAGCUGCGGGGCCUGCGGGGAGCCAAGAAGAUGUUGCGGAAGAGCCGUGAGGACCUCUCUGCUCUCACAAAGCAGGGCCACUACCCCCCAUAUGAGAGGGUGGUUCUGAAGGAAGCCAGUUUCAAGCGGCCGGUGGUGAUCCUGGGCCCCAUCACAGACAUUGCCAUGCAGAAACUGAGCAUGGAACAGCCCGAGCUCUUUGAGAUUGCACCGAGUGUGCCACGAGAUGGGGCGUCGUCUAAGGUCAUCAAGCUGGAUUCGGUGCGGCAGAUUGCUGAAAAGGACAAGCACGCACUGCUGGACAUCACGCCCUCGGCGGUGGAGCGCCUCAACUACGUGCAGUACUACCCUGUGGUGGUGUUCUGCGAGCCCGAGAGCCGGCAGGGCAUCAAGGCCAUGCGGCAGUGGCUGGCACCUGACUCCAGGAAGAGCUCCCGGCGCCUCUACACCCAGGCCAGCAAGAUGAAGAAAUACUGCAGCCACCUCUUCACAGCUACCAUCACCCUCAGCGGCAGCGGCAACUCCUGGUAUGAGGAGAUCAAGAGCAUCAUCAGGAAGCAGCAGAGCCAGCCCAUCUGGACGGCAGCAGAGCACGUGGAUGCGGCGCUGGAGGACAGCCUGGAGCUGCUGAACCCUCCCAGCAGGGCGGCCUCAGGCUACCUGACUUGCGACAGCCACGCCAACAGCGACUACGAUGACACGGAUGGUGAGGGGGGCGCCUACACCGACGGCGAGGCGGAGGAUGCCUACGGCCAUCCUGCACUGUCCCGCUCCUCUGAGCCGGCGCAGACGUACCACAGUCACGAUGUGAGUGAGCAGGUGACGGAGCAUCAGGGACAGUGGGCGCAGGAACACCUCAGGGAUUACGAGCGCGAGGCUGUGAGGAAGAGAUUCACACAAGCCAGGGAUGACUCAGAUGAGGACGAAGGCUACGAGUGGGGCCCGGCUACAGAUGUGUAGUGAGAUCGAUGUCUGCGCACGACCCCUGAGCAUCACUGUGCAUCUCUGCCCCGCAGGGCCCCUCAGUCCUACCGCAGCUCCGUGCCACCAGGGUUGGGUGACAGCCCUGGCAGUGCCACGCAACACCCCCCAGCUGUGCGGGCUGUGCCUGCGCCACCAAGUGCCUCCUUCCCCUGCUUCAUCCACUGCCUCAGGAUGAAAUAAAGGGGACGUUUU